AUGAAACCAUCUAAAUUGCAAGAUCAUCUGAGAAGAUGCCACCCUGAUAAAACAGAGAAAUAUUUGAAAUACUUUCAAACACUCAAAGAUAAAUUUCAGAAGAGACCUACACUGGACAGAAUGUUCGCUUCGACGUCACAAAGAAAUGAUGAUGGUUUGCGGGCGUCUUACAAUAUCUCGUUACUUAUAGCAAAAUCCGGAAAACCGUAUACUAUCGGAGAGAAGUUAAUUUUGCCAGCCGUUGAAGAGGUUUUAAAAACUGUUUUACACAAACCUGCAUCUGAUAUCAUUAAAAGAAUUCCCUUAAGCAACAAUACUGUUGAAAUACGUAUUGAUUGA
Acanthoscelides obtectus is the source of this 339-nucleotide messenger RNA. The record is from the annotation of a GenBank genome assembly. Lineage: Eukaryota; Metazoa; Arthropoda; Insecta; Coleoptera; Chrysomelidae.